Molecule: messenger RNA, 755 nt
Organism: Heterobasidion irregulare TC 32-1
Lineage: Eukaryota; Fungi; Basidiomycota; Agaricomycetes; Russulales; Bondarzewiaceae
Product: cysteine protease
Exons: 5
Coding region: 101-661 (186 amino acids)
Biological process (GO): protein deubiquitination
Cellular component (GO): nucleus; cytosol
Molecular function (GO): cysteine-type deubiquitinase activity; cysteine-type endopeptidase activity
Source: RefSeq, a predicted model, not a curated record
CGUGACUCGAACGAUCAAAUCGACCGAGUCUCCAAUCACUCGAAUAUUUGGCGGCAAGUUCCGUUCGACCCUCCGCGCCCCACAUCAACGUGACUCAGUCAUGGUCGAAGACUGGAGAUCGUUGCAGUUGGACAUCCAACGCGAAGAUGCUCAUACUAUUCAGGACGCUUUGUCACAUAUCUCACACCCUCAGCCCGUCCAUGUCAUGUCCCCUACCAAACCAGGAGUCACAAUUGAGGCGAGCCAGCAGGUCCUCAUCGAAGCGCUGCCCCCGAUUCUCGUUCUACACAUGAAACGCUUUUUGUAUGAUACGGAUGCCAAAGGUGUGGUAAAAAUAGGAAAGAUGGUCCAAUUCACGCCGGAGCUUGAGAUCGGCAAGGACAUUAUUUCACCUGUGCGAAAAGGGCCGCAUCCUGUGCGGUACCAACUCUAUGGCGUUCUGUAUCAUCAUGGUCUAUCUGCUUCAGGCGGCCACUAUACUCUUGAUGUGUUACACCCUAACCGGGAUUCCAGCACAAAACCACGCGAAGCGUGGAUACGGAUUGACGAUGAGCUCGUAUCAGACAUACGCCCCGAGGACGUUUUCGAUGGCUUGGACCGCGAUGACCGGUGCGCGUAUCUGUUGUUCUAUCGUCAGAUUGGUGCAGGCACACGGACUUGAGAUGAUCUAGAUCGUAUUGUAGUCUUACGACUGUGCACAUGUCCGCGUGUGUGCAGUGGGGUGUUUUUAAAUCCAUCUUGCUUUGCUAUCUUAC